Molecule: messenger RNA, 3659 nt
Organism: Hypanus sabinus (Atlantic stingray)
Lineage: Eukaryota; Metazoa; Chordata; Chondrichthyes; Myliobatiformes; Dasyatidae
Gene: tmem170a
Product: transmembrane protein 170A
Exons: 3
Coding region: 172-582 (136 amino acids)
Biological process (GO): endoplasmic reticulum tubular network organization
Cellular component (GO): endoplasmic reticulum membrane
Source: RefSeq, a predicted model, not a curated record
CCGCGGGGAGGUAACCAGCGUGAUGCGGUUUCUGAGUGGCGUAACGGACCGUCAAUCAAGAACGUCACGGUCCGUCGCUCCGGAGAGGGUGGUCGUGUGUUGGGUGAUGGCGGUCGUGUGGAGUUUUCGGUGUCUGUGAACUCGAGGAUGGGUCGGUUUGAUGGCUGAGCCAUGCACUCAGCUGGCUUCUCGGUACAUCAGAUCCUGAGCCUGGGCCUGAUCCCCCGGGUCGGGAAUGCGACCUGCCCUGGAAAUGCCACCACAGCUCUUUGCCAGUUCUCCGAGAUGUGGUAUGCAGUGUUCCUUUGGGCCUUACUGUCUACGGUUUUUAUCUAUGUUCCUGCCGGAUUAUUGGCAUUUGUAAUGUUACGACACCACAAAUACGGACGUUUCAUGUCAUUGGGCAUCCUGGCAGGGAUCCUUGGACCAAUCACUGCAGCAGUGUUGACCAGUGCAGCUAUUGCUGGUGUCUACAGAGCUGCAACAAAGCAAAUGGUGCCUUAUGAAGCUCUGGUUCUUGGAGUGGGACAGGUAUUUUUCAUUGUGGCAAUUGCUUUCCUACGAAUUUUAGCAACUUUAUAGCAGAAGGUGAUCUGCUCAUCUAAGUGAGCAGGGUUACAGUCAACAACUGCAAAUGUGUGGCUGCGUGAGAACUACACUCUACCAGUGGAAUCCAAACUAAGCUCGAUGCCAAUUAUUGCUGCUCAACAAAAAUGAAUUGACAAAAUCAUACAUGCACAUCUCAAUGGGUGGCCAAGCUUGACAAACAAAGAACGUGUAUACCUGUCUUAAACUACUGAGAUCUGUUUCUUUUUCAAAAGAGAAAGCCAAAAGAGGUCAUUUGCAUUAAAAGGCACACAGAUAGACUCCUGUUUUCCACACUUUAAACAUGAGGUGAAGACUUGUAUAAGUAUUUUGUAAAAAAAGGUAUACAAUGUUUAUUGUAGGACUAGAAUACAGACGAUCUCAAGUUCUUCGUAGGGUGUACAGAAAUUGUAUUUUCAUUCUGCUCACUGCAUCUCAAUAUUUCAACAGUCGGAAUAAUUAUAAAUGGCAACCAAAACACAUAUAACUGAAGAUUACCAAAGGGUAGGUCACAUUAGAAAACAUACUCAAAGAAUUGAAAUGUUGACUGCUUCACGGUUUAAACAAAGUGAACAGUCCAAACAAUGUGUGGACUCUCAUUUUUAGAGUCCGCCUAUUUUAUAAUUUGUGGGUAAUUUCAGAAUGCUUUGACUAUAAAAGUUGAAUAGUUGUUUAAUAGAAAUGAAAUUCCAUUGUUUGAAAUUGUGACCUUAAUGAUUCUUUAUUGUGCACUCAACUCAGUUAAACAUUGAUUAUAAAAAUCUAUUUGUCUUUUUACACUGUACAGAAAAGUAGUAAAUAUUACUAAGUAAAUAACAUUUAAGAACAUAUUGAUUGUAAAACAAGUUUGUGUAUAAUUUUAGUGGCAAUUUUCUUAACAGCCAAAACUAAGGCUCAGAGCUGCCCUAAAUGCCAAUGACAUGUUCUUUACUUCUGAAGACAUGAUAAAUAAGCAAAUUUAGUUUUCUUAAUGUAGAUUUAGUGCUGCAAAUAAUUUGCUAAGCCAGUGUCUGAGAAGGUCAUCUAUAUUUCAGGCUAAUUAACAGGUACUGGCUCUUGAUUAUAUAUGUAAAAUGUAGAGCAUGACUUUGGAAAUUAUCUGUAAUAUUAACUAUGACAGAGUGUUAAGUUUGUUUCUUAUUUUGAAUUUCGGGCUGAAAAGAUGGAAUUUCUUUUCAGUGACAACUUUUUUGGCAUUGACAUGUGUUGAUUGCAGCAGUAUCUGCAUGUGUAUGUACAAUUCAGGUGUGCCAACUGUUUUAAUAUUUUCUAGUAUUUAAAACAGCCAUUUUAAUAUUUGUACAUUAUUGUUGAACUGCUCCAUAUGUUCAUGUUGAGCCUGUGCAUGAGAACAUUUGUUUAGUCAUGUAUAUGAGCAAUUGUUAAUGAACCCAUUUUAGAUUAACUGUGAGGAAAAACAAUCUUCAAACCUGUGUUGACUAAAUAUACUGGAUAACUAUGAAAGCUGAGUGUCUUACAUGCCGAAGUUUCCAGUUGAACAGAUUUCCAUGAUUUGCCAACCAUUUAAACAGGUUUGAAUAUAGUUUCUAAUUUUGCAUAUAGUGAUAUAUUGCUGCAAAAUAAUUUAUUUAGCUCUUAUAAAAAAGAAAUGAUAGAUCCCUCUAAUUUAUACAGACUGCUCUUUUCAAAGUAGCUAGACAUUAAUAUUUUGGGCUAAUAAAUGGAAGAAUCAGAAAUCAUGUCAACAUCAUCAUCAAAUCUGAUUCCAUUUCAAUUAUUCUAUGUGAUAAAACAUCUUUCAAUGAAAGCUAUCAGUUGGCAAGCCCAGACAAAACCUUGAUUUGUAUAAGAGAAGGACAUUGGAGAAGGUGAGGGAAGAGGAGAGCAGUGCUAACGUCUGGCUUUUGGUGAGGUGGGUGCUGGGGGUGGAUGGAAGAGUCUGUGCUUUUUCUGCUGUGGCUGUUUACUUUGUACAAGUUUGAUUUUUUUCUCCCCCCUUAGUUAUCUGUUAUUUGUUUUUGUUCUCUGUACAGUUAUUUUUGUGCUCUUCCAAUGCUCCCUUUUUUAAAAAGAAAUGAUUUGUCCACUAUCGUCAUGAUUAUGCCCUGAUCUUGUUCAUAGCAACUACGUACUAAUGGUGGGAAGUUGUUUUAUUUGGUGUCUCAUGACACACUUAUUUGCUAAAUGAUUACCAAGGAAAUUAUUGUGUGUGUUUUAGGAGUGAAGGGAGGUUAGUAAACUGGUUGCAGGAGAAGGUUUGAAUAAAAUUAUCAAGGAAAUCAUUUGUUCAUCACAAAAUAUGAAGGAAGGAUGUGAGUUGGUAAUUUUCAUUGAAAAUUAAAUGGAAUGCUACACUGUACCCUCCAAAAUUCCAGGGAGAUUCCAAGUGAUAAAAAUAGGAUUCCAUUUUGUCAACAUUAAAUAUUAGCCUUGUGGGUAAUGUACAGGAAAAUACUACGAAUAUUGACCUAUAAAAAAGACUUGUCUUUUCACUUAUAAUCUGAUAUUUUCCUCAUGUUUUAUUUAUUGUCUGUUUUUAACCUUGUUCUAUCUUUUUAACCAGAGGAGUACUUCUAAAUUAUUUCAUGCUGCCCUGCAAAUUUGCUUAUGUCAAGUCAAUGGUUGUGAUACUGUCAAUACCAUAGAUACAAUAUACAAGUCUGCUAUGCUUUGCGUGCAGUUAUAUAUCUAGUGAGCGUAAAUAUAGUGUAAGUAUGUUUGCACUUUUUAUUUUGAGGUUGGUUAUGUUUAAACCACAUUAGUGAAGAUUUACUAAUCAUUGUUACUUGCAUUCAUACAAAUUAGUUUAUUGUUCAAAUUAUACGUUUUUGUAAUAUUCAAUGUAUGCAGUGGAAGCCUCUAACCUGUGACAUCUUUCUAAAUGGAUCAUCAUGGUACAGUCAAAUAGGUUGUUAACUUGCUUGAUUGUUACUUAAACAUGUCUAACAAUGUGAAUUUAAGUGUUUAUUAUGGGUUUUUAAUACUGUGUAAUGAUCAGAUUUGUUUUGAAAUUUAUAUUGUCAACAUGGGGAAAUCAGAAUUUUUAUUUUUCUACUUACAUUGCUAAUUUUGGUGAUAUUUGCUGGAAAAUAUUUAUACAAAAUAAAUUUAUA